This is a messenger RNA of Triplophysa rosa, 5048 nucleotides long. RefSeq names its product CAP-Gly domain-containing linker protein 4-like. Gene Ontology annotation, cellular component: cytoplasm; microtubule plus-end; nucleus. Gene Ontology annotation, molecular function: microtubule plus-end binding. Bases 293 to 2410 code for a protein of 705 amino acids. The transcript is spliced from 16 exons. Gene Ontology annotation, biological process: cytoplasmic microtubule organization. Lineage: Eukaryota; Metazoa; Chordata; Actinopteri; Cypriniformes; Nemacheilidae. The record is from RefSeq and is a predicted model, not a curated record.
AGUCACCAUAUCUUACUAAUAGGUCACUUUCACUUUCUUUCUUUCACUUUCAGAUGCAACUGAAAAGGUGAAAGCAUACACGUUUCUGAACCUGGCUGGUCCCGAUGCCCAAGAUAAAUAUGACAAGUUCACUUCCGAGGACGAAGAAGAUGCGUUAGAUUCAGAGACACCUCAGACAUCAGAAGUCAGACAUCAGAAGACUACAGAGGACGGUUCGGAUUGCUGAGAAGAUCUUUGGUGCUCCCCUGCCCACCCUCCAAGAUCUGUAUACAUCCAGAGUGGUGAGAGGGAAAUGACCAAGGAGGAUGUGCUGAGAGAGUCCUCAGAAGGAGACUUGGUCCCAGGGCGGUACAGCAUUUUUUCCCGUUCUUCAGACCGAUCGGUAAUUCAUCUGGUGGCAUCAGCGCCCAUGCCUUCAGACUAUGAGUUCUCCUUCUUUGACCCGGGUGAUCCACAAUGUCGAGAGGUUCUGUUGGACCCUCGGACUACGGUGUCCGAGCUCUUCGCUAUUUUCAGGCAGUGGGUUCCCCAAGUCCAGCGGAAUAUUAGUUUGAUAGGCAACGAGAUUCUGAAGAGAGGAUGUGGCGUCAAUGACAGAGAUGGUCUCACUGACAUGACUUUACUUCACUACUGCUGCAAAGCAGGAGCCCCCGGAAUAGGUGAUGCUGAGUGUGCAGCCAGUUUCGCCCGUCAGCUGCUGUCUCUGGGAGCCGAACCGUCCUUACGCAGUCGCUGGACGAACAUGAAUGCCCUCCACUACGCUGCAUAUUUUGAUGUUCCUCCUCUCAUCCGGGUGGUUCUGCAGGCUUCACAGCCGGGAGAGGUGGACUCAACCUGCAGUGAUUUUGACUUUGGCACUGCCUUGCACAUUGCUGCAUCGAACCUGUGCAUUUCUGCAGUGAAGUGUUUGCUGGAACUAGGAGCCAAUCCCGCUUUUAGGAAUGAAAAGAGUCAGUGUCCAGCUGAUGUUGUUCCAGACACUCUAGACAUGCCCCUGGAAAUAGCUGACGCUGCAGGCCAAGCCAAAGAGUUGCGUGCAUUGCUGCAGGAAGUGCUCCCCUGGCCAGAAGCUCAUCUUCUACAUGUCCGACCUCCCAGCCUCCUUUCAGACAAGGCCUGUUCCCAGCUUUCAAGUAUGGGCCUUCACCUUGGAGACAAAGUAGUCAUCGCCGGUCAAAAGGUUGGCACUCUACGGUUCUGUGGCAGUACUGAAUUUGCUGGUGGUCUUUGGGCUGGAGUGGAGCUUCACCAACCAGUGGGCAAAAAUGAUGGAUCAGUGGCUGGUGUCCAGUACUUCAGUUGCCCUAAUAAGCAUGGAAUCUUCGCCCCCCUUUCUAAAAUCAGCAAGAUCUCUGAGCGCAGCAAAGAGAGUUCCCGCCAGCCUUACGCUCCUGUUCCCCGUCCAAGACGCAUUGACUUGGCACGGGUCAUGUCAAAGGUCAACACAGGUCUUUCACACAGUUGCUCCACCUCCUCAUCGUCUCUGGACUCCAGACAAACUUCAUCCAGGCGAACACAACGGCCACAUACACGGCAAAGAACACCACUGCGUCCAUUGCAAGAACGGACCCCUCCGAGUACCAGAUUUACCCCACCACCUCUAACCACCACCCAACACUCUGUUAUCGCUCGCAGCAGGACCCCCUCAGCGAACAGCAUGGCACAUGAGAACACAGAUGUGCAUUUGGGGGAGCGUGUAUUAGUGGUUGGGCAGAGGACGGGAAACAUCCGUUUUUACGGCAAGACUAGUUUUGCUCCAGGAUUUUGGUUGGGGAUUGAGUUGGACAAGCCGAGUGGAAAGAAUGACGGCUCAGUCGGAGGAGUGCGAUACUUUAGCUGUCCCCCCAAACACGGAGUCUUUGCCCCACCCUCACGAGUUCAGAGCAGGAUUCAUGGCUCAGUGGAUUGUCUGUCAGAGCUGUCCUCGUCUCGGAUGACCUAUUCUUUCACAGGAAUCCGUCGCACUCUUAGCACUUCCUCGGCCAUUGCCACACAGAGAGAACCAAAUCGAAAAGGUACCAGGAACCGUUCCUCUAACCUGCGACGACGUUGGACCGUGGUAAGUGCAGGAUGGGGGAAAUCAAACAGUAGCAUUGGGCCAGUGCCCAACAGUGUGGGUGGCACAACUAGUUCCUCUGGCUCAGAUGGCGCUGUGAAACUCCACCUGGGUAUGCAUGUCUUGCUACUUAGUGCCAAUGAGAUGGGCAUCAUCCGCUACAUUGGCACAGCAGACUUUGCCCCUGGCCUCUGGCUGGGUCUUGAGCUGCGGAGUCCGAAGGGAAGAAAUGAUGGUUGUGUGGGCAGCCGACGCUACUUCAGUUGCCGGCCUGGCCAUGGGGUUCUGGUCCGGCCCAGUAGGGUCACGUACCGCGGUAUCAGUGGAGCCAAGCUGGUGGAUGAAUGCAGCUGAGACCGUCACACACACCAGAAUCCUCACCACCCAUCUGUUUUAGGCUUAAUUUUGUUUUUAUGAACUUCUUUGAACUUUUCAGCCAAUCUAAAGACAUGAUUUAUCUUGAACUCACUUAUGAAAACUUCUUAGACAUUCACAGCUGAAAUUUCCUCAAAUGUUCAUAUCAGAUCUUUUCAGGUUUUAUUUUAGCUAGACAUGAAAAUUCAAAGAGGGUGUAAAGUAAACAGUAGCAAUCUCUGAGCACGUUAAUAAAAAAAUGAGAAGAGAAUGGCUUACAUAGCAGCAGUCUUGAAGCCGAUUUAAUAACUGAAAAUGUGAAGAAAUCAUCGCCUCAAAACCUGAAGUCCUUGAGAAGUUCUCACAAUAGACAAGAGCAUAACAGUUUCAACUCUUAUCAAUAGAACCAACUUUAUAACAUGGCAUUGCAAUCAUUCGUUCCUGUUCAAGAGCAGAUAUGAUUAAAAAAAAUAAGCACUUUAAUACUAUCAUAAUCUAUGAUCUAAUCAGUUAUUAUAGUUGGAGAAUCUAAACUGUUGAUUGUACUUGUUUGUUCCACAGAUGAUGCAGCGUUUUUACUGAUAGGGUUAAUUACAGUAGGUUUUCAUUUUGCCUAAAAUUUGCCUAAAAACAUUGCCCAGAAGAUCUAGACUAAAUCAAGACUUGAAGAUUUGCCAUCAAUUGUUGGAUUAAACCAAUAUCAGAGGCAUGGAUGUGUUGGAUAAUUUGGUUCUGUUCAUCGAGGAUUAUAAUUUCAGAAGCAAACAUUUGUUAAGAUGAUUCAUUAUAAUAAACCGAUUAGUAUUAUUCAAUUUGUAAUUCCCAAAAUCAAUUUAGAAACAUAAGGGAGAAGUUUGCACUCUCCGUAUCUGUUUACAUUGAUUUUAAGUAUGUAAUCAGAAAAGUCUCCUAUAAUGAUUUUCCUAAUAAUUGCUUUUCUGAAAAGGAAACUGUUACUCAUCAUAAAACUUAGUUAUAAAAGGGAGCUUUACCAUUAUAUUUUUUACAUUUAAGUUUAUUUAAUUUAUUAAUUUAUUCUUAUUUUUUCCCCACAUCAUUAAAGCCGUCUUCUAAAAGACUUAAUUUUGUCAACAAUCUCUAGUCCAGGUUUCAUUUUUUUAUAUAAAAAUAGGAAUAUGUUUGUGUGUUUUCUUAGACUCAAAGUGGCUUUUGACUUGUCUGAACAACCCCCCAAACUUAAAAUCUCUACUCUUAAAGAUUUAUCCACACUUUACCAAUGUCUGACUCCUCAGUCAUAUCCAGUCAUAUCACUUUGCACUAAUGAGAGAAUAAAUAGAAAGACAUCAUUACAUUUUGGUACAGUAGAAUGAAAAACUGAUGAGGAAUACAGAUGGGUAAAUAAAUGUAUAAAUUAGUAAGUGAAUAAAACAAGUUUUUAAACAAGACAAAUUCCUAUGGAAACUGAUGUCUUAUUGCCCCUUUUAGCCUGUUUUCACAGGUUUCUUCUGUACUGUGCGUUCAUUCUCUGCACAGCAGUGUGUUUGGUGUAUAUUUUCUCUUAAUUUAAUUGUAAUAUUUUAGCAGCAAUUAAAUGCUAUGCACAUAUGUCAUUUGUCAGAAUUUUCAAAUAAAAUUACAAUUAUAAUAUGUUAGAUUCUGAAAUUUUUCUUUUAUAUUUAAUAUAAUCAUUGAAAUGUAUCUGUAUAGUUCCAUUUGUUUUAUUUUGAAUGUUUUUGUUUGAAAAGUGCGUCUGUAUUUUGAAUGUUUUUGUUUGAAAAGUGUGUCUGUAUUUUCUUUAAAUUAAUGUCACUUUUUUGUUUUAAAUUUCAUUUAAUGCUAUUAAAGAGAUGUGUACAAGCAGUGUUUGCUGGGUAUGUUGUAAACGCCAUGUUUUAUAGUUAAGCAAUAGAUUUACAUAAACAGACUAUGAGGUUGCUUUCACUUAUUACCUUAAUUGUACAGCAACUGAAGUAACUACAGCCAGACUUAUAGCCAUCCCAUAACUAAACAAAGGGUUUGGGCUUUCGUUAUUUUUUGCAAUAUGAACGUUAGUUCAUGGAUUAACAUGCUGUGGAAUUGCUUUAUGAGACUGAGAUUAGCACACCAUGUCUUUCUAAUCUCUUGAUAUCUGAAGAAUGUGCAGUCUAUAAACUAGUUGCUUACUUAUUCAUGCUUUGUGACAUGCUGUAUUAAUGUCCAUUUGAAAAUGGACUGACGUGGACAGCAGGAAAGCUUUGCUGGGACAUUCAGAACAUGCUCAAGGAGUUUUUCAAUGGCAUAAUUUAUGAGGAGCAUAUUCCAGAGACAUUAGGCAGGCUGGAUCAAUAGAUUUCUGCUAUUCAGAUCCUUCCAUCUGCAUGUCAAAGCAAAAGUUAGGAUUCAUCAGAGUAUUUGACAGUGUUCAUUUAUUCAGUGUUGGUUCUGCUUCCGCUCUGGCCCUAAUAGGAGAGGAUGUUAUGCUGCUGCAGUCCAUCAGAUUUUAAGGUUUAAAAUUAAAGAGUAAGUAGCAUAUGAUUUUUAAGGUCCUACUUUGGUUUAUGGAGUGUCCAACAACAAGUUUAUGUACAUACAAGGUGUAAAAACACUAUUAUGUCGUAAUAAUAGGCAGUUAUUCUUACCAUACUUCUUGUCUGACUCUCAAAUGAUUCGUUCCGUGAUUCAUCCGUCUAGUCCCCUC